Anthostomella pinea is the source of this 1818-nucleotide messenger RNA. The record is from the annotation of a GenBank genome assembly. Lineage: Eukaryota; Fungi; Ascomycota; Sordariomycetes; Xylariales; Xylariaceae.
AUGCAGAACUUCAAAUUCGAUGAGGCACCAGGAACCGAUCUCUCCCCACUGAAGAACUCGCUUUGCCUCGACUGCUGGGAGACCAUGGUUCGCAAUUUUGGCACACAUGAUAUCAGCCACUACUGGGAAGAGCCGAGUGAGAGUAUGUUUGCCAAUUCCAGUGCGGUUGAUCCGAAGAACUGCGAUCACUGCCGACUGAUGCGAGAAGCGACCCGAGCAUUCUGGGAUGCCCAGCCUUCGCACGGAUCAGAUAUUCGCUCUGAGGGGGACGAGCAAUGCGUCGACGGGUACACGAUCAUCAGGGCCACUGUUGUGGAUUCCGAGGAAACACAGCCAGAAGCGCUUUGCCUCGAGGUCUCAGCACCAUCAGGGGUGGCACUGCCGUGGCCCGGAUACAAGCAGGCAACAGCAAUCGCCGGCCACGCGAACAGUGUCGAGUGCUUUGAGAAGAUCAAUGCAUGGGUCGAGGAAUGCUCCGCGAAUCACCCAGCCUGCGUUCCCAUUUCCCGCGAAGGACCGAAAAGUUUGAUUGACACGGGGCCUCUUUGCGAAGAUGCCUUUGUGAGACUGGUCGACUGGCCGGGCAGUGAUUCUGAGUCUGUCAAAUAUUGUGCACUGAGCUACAGCUGGGGCACCGACCAGCAAUGGCACUUCACCACCACGCGGGAGACCGAGAAGCUUCGGAGACAGCACAUUCCCAUGGAGCAGCUUCCACCGACGCUGCAAGACGCAGUCACAAUUACACGCGGCGUCGGCUGUCGAUAUCUGUGGGAAUUGGUACAGGUCGACGCAAUCUGCAUUAUACAACGCGACCAAUCGGACUGGGAGUCUGAAUCCCCCCGCAUGUCCGCCAUCUAUGGGAACGCCUUUCUCGUGCUGGCCGCCACAGAGGCGACCUCACCAGGCGACGACAUCUUCGCCGCGCGACCGCCCGUCGCCCAGUUCGACUUCCAUAGCGGCGAGAUAUCCUACCCGGUAAGCGUGCGGCAGCGCGACGACCACAGCGCCUGGCGCCAGCGUUACCGAGUCGUCUCAUCGCAGACCGUCCCGCGCCUGCCCGUGCUGCGCAGCCGCGCCUGGGCCUUCCAGGAGCGCAUCCUGGCGUCCCGCAUCGUCCACUUCACCGCGACGGAGCUGGUGUGGGAGUGCAACACGCACUGCCGCUGCGAGUGCUCCGAGCUGGAGGGCAAGGCGCCGCAGAACAAGUUCGGUGCGGGCCAGAGCCUGAAGAGCUUCUUCGCGCGAGAGCUGGCGGGACACGGGGCGUGGGAGACCGUCGUCGAGCACUACAGCGUGAGGCAGCUGACCGUGGCGACGGAUCUGCUCCCCGCCCUCUCGGGGCUCGCGAGGCGCCUGGCUUCGCCGGAGUUGGGGACAUAUCUAGCUGGAGUAUGGUCGUCGCAGCUCCCGGAUGCAUUGCUGUGGUAUACAUUUGGUGACGAGAGAUCCGGGGCAUACCGGGCGCCAUCGUGGUCGUGGGCGGCGCGCAAAGGCGAGGUACGGAUCCAUGGAGACAUGGGCUUCCACUACGGCAACAUGUGUGCGGAAGUCGUUGCCGCCGAGUGUCACCCAGCGGGUGAUAAUCCGUAUGGGGCGGUGACCGAUGGGUACAUAGUCUUGAGAGGUGAGUUCAAACCCUUCAAUGGGCCUCAAAAUCAGGGAGACUGUAAAACCUGGGCUCUAAGGGUGCGAGAGAGUCAGGCCAUUCUGCUGGAGAAAUCACAGAGGGUCGAGGGGGCUUGGGAGAUGGUCGGUAAUAGUGACUAUAAGGAGGGCAUCUUUAAUGGUGGAGGGAUAAGCACUGUCAAGAUUGUAUGA